Coccomyxa subellipsoidea C-169 is the source of this 1212-nucleotide messenger RNA. RefSeq lists its product as hypothetical. The transcript has 6 exons. The record is from RefSeq and is a predicted model, not a curated record. Lineage: Eukaryota; Viridiplantae; Chlorophyta; Trebouxiophyceae; Coccomyxaceae. The coding region runs from base 1 to 1212 and encodes 403 amino acids.
AUGUGCCUACAAGAGAGGCGUGCUGCUCAGAGGAAGAGAAGGAGACGGCGCGCCGACAAAGCCAUUCAGGAGGGCUGUGAGCUGAUCUCCAUCGACACCCGGAAUGCAACAUGCGGGAAUGAAGCUGCUCAGCACAGCAGCUACGGCCUCUUUCCAGAGGAGACAGCGAGCAUGGUGGCAGCAUGCGCAGAGGUGGCGGCCAGUGCAGCUUUUGAAGAGAAUUUGCCUGUUCAAUUGUGCUCUGCUGGGGGAGGUCGUUCGGCGGCAAUCCUGGUUGAACAUGCACCAGCACUUGCCGACGGCUUUUGCGAGCACAAGAUCCAUGAAGACAGCGGCUCGGCCAUGAGCUGCCUGUGGGAUGAAUUUGGGGGACAGGAGGAAACAGGCAUGCCCCCAAUCGCAGAUUCUGCAGCAGCACUGUUGACAUGCGGUGGCGCCUCGGCAGCCGGUAGCAUCGCGCUCGCCAACAGUCCAGCUUUCACCAGCUUCCCCUCUUGGCUCCCGCAGCAGCAGCAGCACGCUCCAGAUCAGGAUCCCUGGCAGGUGACGGACACGCAGCCAGGUCAGAAUGCUCUGCAGGCCACGAUCAUGGAGCCUAUUCAGCCGCCCGGGCACGCAGCAAUGUUGGAGCCGGUUCGCACUGCAGACAGCUGCAAGGUUGCCGCCGACUCUGGCGGCUCUUCUGCAAAUGCCUGCGCAGCCGCCCAGGUCGGCGCACCCAGCUGUGCUUUCCAGAUGGCCGAGGCAGAUGAAGUAACUGCGGCGCAUGCUGACGGCUUGCUGAAGCGCGGCCGCUGCUGGACAGCUGGGGAAGAGAAAUUAUAUGAGCCAAGGAUUGACAUACACUUGACGGCACCGCAUUUGAGCCGGAGAGCCGAGGCGGCGCGCGGAAGGCUAGCUGUGGUCAAAGACGUGAGGCCCAAGGCGGAGCGGCAGCUGUGUCCAUUACAGGCCCGCCUCACGGCCGCGCAUUGGGAGCGCACUUGCGCCAGAGCCAACAGCAAGGCACGCAGCUGCAGCUAUCAUUUGUUUUCCGGGGCGCAGAGCGCCUGCGCGGCGGCAGCUGAAGCGCGGCUUGGGGAAGCUGACGAGCAGCUACGCGGAUUGCUCGGGGUGGCAGAGGCACAGAUCCGGGAGCUGACGCGUCAAAAUGCUGAGCUGUUGCGCCAGGUGGCAGCAUUGACAAACUUGGUCAUUUUGGUAUCCCUCUGA